Messenger RNA from Prunus armeniaca (apricot), 1248 nucleotides. The record is from the annotation of a GenBank genome assembly. Lineage: Eukaryota; Viridiplantae; Streptophyta; Magnoliopsida; Rosales; Rosaceae.
AUGGGUAAUAAGCUUGGAAGAAGGAGACAGGUGAUUGAUGAGAAGUACACAAGGCCUCAGGGGCUUUACCACCACAAAGAUGUGGAUCAUAAGAAGCUCAAGAAGCUCAUACUGGAAUCCAAGCUUGCUCCUUGCUUUCCUGGAGAUGAAGAAUGCACUUGCGAUCUUGAAGAAUGUCCAAUUUGCUUUCUGUAUUACCCAAGUCUUAAUAGAUCAAGAUGUUGCAUGAAAGGCAUUUGUACAGAGUGUUUUCUGCAGAUGAAAGUUCCCAAUUCAACUCGUCCUACGCAGUGCCCUUUUUGUAAAACCUCUAAUUAUGCUGUGGAAUUCCGUGGUGUGAAAUCAAAGGAAGAAAAGGGCCUGGAGCAAAUUGAAGAACAGCGAGUCAUAGAAGCGAAAAUUAGAAUGCGACAGCAAGAAAUUCAGGAUGAAGAAGAAAGAAUGCAGAUAAGACAACUACUAAGCUCUUCAAGCAGAAACAUGGCACCAGUGGGUGAUGAAUACAGCGUUACUGUUCCGUCUUCUGCUUCUCCAGCAGAAGGAGAGGAAAUCGUUUCUUCUCAAGAUUCAUGCGCUGCCUCAAUGUUAAGGCAACCUCCACCUUCGAGAGUGUACAGGGAGGAUGAAUUCGAUCUGGAUCUUGAGGAUAUAAUGGUCAUGGAAGCAAUUUGGCUUUCUAUUCAGGAGAAUGGGAGACACAAGUCUCCAUCUUAUGGGGAUGUUACUCCAUCUGAACAAUUUGUCACAAGACAAAGCUAUGUCUCACCAGCUAUGGUUUCAGUUUCCGGUUCAUCAUCACCAUCCGGGGGUCUUGCUUGUGCAAUAGCUGCCCUUGCAGAACGACAGCAAACGAGUGGGGAAUCAUCUACUAAUCCUGGUGGUAAUGUGCCAGGGUUCAGUAUGGUUCCAGGCACUAGCAGGUUUUACAACAGGGUGGACAGGGAAUCAGAAAAUUAUUCAGCUGCAGUGAGCUCUUCUGAAAUGUCUAUCAAUCAUGGGAUGCCUUUGACGCAGGAUGAUAGAGAAUGGAACGCCGACACACGGACGAGUUAUGCAAGCUCUGACACAACAGAAGAUGCCGGCAGUACAUCUGCGCCACCAACAGGAAAUGAGAUUGAGGGCGAUCUUCAAAAUGUCCCAGACCCUAUUGUUCCCGAGAGUUUUGAGGAGCAGAUGAUGCUGGCCAUGGCCGUUUCUCUGGCUGAGGCUAGAGCUGUGGCCAGUGGACCUGGAGUUCCGUGGCAGUAG